Molecule: messenger RNA, 1026 nt
Organism: Diversispora eburnea
Lineage: Eukaryota; Fungi; Glomeromycota; Glomeromycetes; Diversisporales; Diversisporaceae
Source: the annotation of a GenBank genome assembly
AUGACAUCUAUUCAUUCUUUGUUAAAAGUAUCAUUCCCAAAACAAAUUUCUUUAUUACAUUUUUCCGCAAGAAAACAUGCCUAUCCGGUACUCUACUUGAACCAAAAAGCGUAUAAUUCUUACACUUCUGGUGGUAAUGGAGAUUAUUCACUAUUUAAUUUCAGUACAGACUCUCGACGUCCAAGAUUACCACGAAAUACAGUUAGUAACACUUAUAAACAAGAGGCAUGGAUUGUAGAACGUUUUGGAAAAUUUGAUAGACUUUUGGAACCAGGUCUCGCGUUUGUAAUUCCUUUUCUUGAGCGGAUCCGAUAUGUUAAGGGAUUAAAAGAAAUUUGUUUAAAUAUUCCUGCUCAAAGUGCUAUUACGCAAGAUAAUGUUACUCUUGAAUUGGAUGGUGUUUUAUAUAUCAAAGUAAUAGAUCCUUACAAGGCAUCAUAUGGUGUUGAGGAUGCAGAAUAUGCAGUUGCACAAUUAGCACAGACCACCAUGCGUGCUGAAAUUGGCCAAAUGACAUUGGAUAGGACUUUAGCGGAACGUGCUCAUUUAAACGCAAAUAUAGUAGACUCGAUUAAUAGCGCCGCGGAUGCAUGGGGCAUUCGUUGUUUAAGAUACGAAAUUCGUGAUAUUCAUCCACCUUCGAAAGUAGUUGAAUCUAUGCAUUCACAGGUAUCCGCUGAACGAUCAAAAAGAGCUUCGAUCCUUGAAUCCGAAGGUGCGAGGCAAGCCGCAAUAAAUGUUGCUGAGGGAACAAAGCAAUCUGUUAUAUUAGCUUCAGAGGCCGAGAUGUCUGAACAAAUAAAUAAAGCAUCUGCUAAAGCUAUUCUUCUUCGUGCAGAAGCUACUUCUGAAGGUAUCAGACGAAUUGCCAGCGCUAUUAAAGAAAGUCCUCGCGGAACAGAUGCAGUAGCGCUUACGGUUGCGGAAAAAUAUGUGGAAGCUUUUGGACAACUUGCAAAACAGGGAAAUACUAUUAUUGUUCCAGCUAAUUCUAAUGACGCCGGGUCAAUGAUCGCUCAGGUUUGA